Messenger RNA from Oncorhynchus gorbuscha (pink salmon), 861 nucleotides. Its product is annotated as guanine nucleotide-binding protein G(I)/G(S)/G(O) subunit gamma-12-like. NCBI's taxonomy places the organism in Eukaryota, Metazoa, Chordata, Actinopteri, Salmoniformes, Salmonidae. Gene Ontology annotation, molecular function: G-protein beta-subunit binding. Bases 240 to 458 code for a protein of 72 amino acids. The transcript has 2 exons. Gene Ontology annotation, cellular component: heterotrimeric G-protein complex. The record is from RefSeq and is a predicted model, not a curated record. Gene Ontology annotation, biological process: G protein-coupled receptor signaling pathway.
UUGGACGUAGGCUCACAUAGCCUAGUGUUAGAGUAUAACAGUAACUUUCCCAUUAUUAUUUCAAAUCUAAACCAAUAUGAGGUGGAACAGGUUUCUGUGUGUUCGGCAGGUUUAACAGUUUCAACUCUCAACAAUUGAUUACAAUUCCAUUAAUUUAUUUAACUCACUUUGGAGUGGAAAGAGGUAGAGUUUCAGCUUGCUGUCUGGGACUAAAAGUGGGAGUCUCUCUGGAGGAGGGGAUGUCAGAGAGGGUGUGCAGCAAUAACAGUGUGAUGCAGGCACGGAGGACUGUGGAACAACUACGAGUGGAGGCAAGCAUGGAGAGGAUCAAGAUCUCCACAGCAGCUGCCCAGCUGGUGCAGUACUGUCAGGAGCACAGUCGCAGUGACCCCCUCCUCACCGGCAUCUCUGCCUCCUCCAACCCCUUCAAAGACAAGAAGACCUGUGUCCUGCUGUAGAAAGGCUGCCCCAGGUCACUGCUCUCUGGUGCUGCAUUCAACAGUGCUUCAUCAGGAACAGUGAAACAUUUUGAUGCCAGGCUGCGUCAACAUGUCCUACUUCAUCAUGCCAGACAAGACAUUAACGUGUUGGCUAAAGCAGAACCUGACUGGUUGGUACAGUAUUGGUCAUGUUGUAACUUCAGCAUGUGGCUUGCAGUCCAGAAUGUCUCAAUAACAAAGGAGAGCAAACUGUUUCUUCUUGACAUUACAGAGGUACACUGGUUAACAAUGAAUUCAUUGAGUGUAAACAUUUUAUUCAUAACAAAAGAAGUCACACAUUGCAUAUUCACAAAUGCAUAUUUACAAAAUCUGAAUCAUUUGGGUAUUUCUAUGCAGUCAGAGGACUCUUGCAGCAGGUGAA